CAUAACUGUCUCUAUCUUUCUUUCUUUUUAUCAACCGAUCAAGCUUAAACGAAGAGAAACAAUGGUUGUAGUUGGUCAGUCAAACCCCACCAAGCAAAGAUCGAGAGGGGUCUUACGCAGAGCCAGGAGCCUCUCUCGUUUCGAUGAAAGACAAAGCUUGCAGAAUCACGAGGAGACUUACCUGGAGAAUGGUAAUAUCAGUGUGAAUGAAGAGAAGCCAAGAGAGACUCGAGAAGAAUGGGUGAUCUCGAUCAAAGACAAGAUCGGUAAAGCAUGUAGAGACGUCACCUCGUCUAGCUGGGACAAGCUUUGUAUCUAUAGAGUUCCACAUUACCUGAAGGAAAUUGACAAGAAGUCCUACUUUCCUCAAACUGUGUCGCUUGGUCCCUACCACCAUGGCAACAAACACCUCCUGCCUAUGGAAUGUCACAAGUGGCGUGCGGUCAAUAUGGUCAUGGAACACACCAAGAUAGGUAUCGAAACAUAUAUUGAUGCCAUGAAAAAUCUUGAGGCUACGGCUCGUGCUUGCUACCAAGGUCCCAUUGAUAUGAGUAGUAAUGAGUUCACCGAAAUGCUUUUUCUUGAUGGUUGUUUUGUUCUUGAGCUCUUCAGGGGAACUGAUAAAGGCUUCAUGAAAAUUGGAUAUGCACCCAAUGACCCAGUUUUCGCGGAAGGAGGAUUAAUGCAUUCCAUUCAACGUGACAUGGUAAUGCUAGAAAAUCAACUUCCUUUGUUUGUUGUAGACAAGUUGUUAGAGCUACAGCCCGACACAGAGUACCAACCUGGUUCAGCGGCACAGUUAGCAGUUAAGUUCUUUGCUCUACUAAUGCCAAUGGACGAGGAGCUGACCAAAGGGGACAAGUUAGACUCCGUUGACUCAGUAAGUGACAUUGGCGAGUUGCACUGCUUGGAUGUUUUCCACCGAAGUUUCUUCAAGUCUACUUGGAAACCGGAGAAGAAAAGUCGAAAGUCCAUAUCAUCUCGAAAACAACAGUUGAUACAUUGCGUGACAGAACUAAAGGAAGCAGGAGUUAAGUUCAGGAGAAAGAAAACCAACAAGCUUUGGGAUAUUGAAUUCAGAAAAGGUUAUCUAAAUAUACCCAAAUUACUAAUCCAUGACAGUACCAAAUCUCUCUUCUCAAAUCUUAUAGCUUUUGAGCAGUGCCAUGCCAACUCGAGCAACGACAUAACGUCCUACAUAAUCUUUAUGGAUAAUCUGAUAAACUCUGCUGAAGAUGUUAGCUACUUGCACCAUUGUGGUAUCAUCGAGCAUUGGCUAGGGAGUGAUUUUGAAGUUGCGGAUUUGUUUAACCGGCUAUGUAAAGAAGUUGUCUUUGACCCAAGAGAUAGUUAUCUAUCUCAACUUUCCGGUGAAGUAAACCGUUAUUAUAGUCGUAAGUGGAAUUCUUUGAAGGCUACCUUAAGACACAAGUACUUCAACAACCCUUGGGCAUAUUUCUCUUUCUUCGCUGCGGUUAUUCUCUUAAAUCUCACAUUACUUCAAAGCUUUUUUGCUCUCUAUGCUUAUUAUAAGCCACCUUCUUAACUUGUCAUUGUUAUUUUCGUUUCCUUUUGAUUGAG
Molecule: messenger RNA, 1581 nt
Organism: Eruca vesicaria subsp. sativa (arugula)
Lineage: Eukaryota; Viridiplantae; Streptophyta; Magnoliopsida; Brassicales; Brassicaceae
Source: the annotation of a GenBank genome assembly